Monosiga brevicollis MX1 is the source of this 1602-nucleotide messenger RNA. RefSeq lists its product as uncharacterized. The transcript has 15 exons. Gene Ontology annotation, molecular function: ATP binding; calmodulin binding; calcium/calmodulin-dependent protein kinase activity. Gene Ontology annotation, cellular component: cytoplasm; nucleus. Bases 1 to 1602 code for a protein of 533 amino acids. NCBI's taxonomy places the organism in Eukaryota, Choanoflagellata, Craspedida, Salpingoecidae. Gene Ontology annotation, biological process: peptidyl-serine phosphorylation; intracellular signal transduction; protein autophosphorylation. The record is from RefSeq and is a predicted model, not a curated record.
AUGCAGACACCCGUGACCGCACACAACACAACAGCUGUAAUACCAAUGAGUUCAAGAUCAGCAAAGCAGGCAGCAACAGGAUCACCCAGUUGGUGGUGCACAAACUCUCAAACUCUCAAACUCUCUCUUUCUCUCUUUCUCUCUCUCUCUCUCUCUCUCUCUCUCUCUCUCUCUCUCUCUCUCUCUCUCUCUCUCUCAUACUCUCUCUCUCUCAUACUCUCUCUCUCUCUCUCUCACACUCUCUCAAACUCUCUCAAACUCUCUCAAACUCUCUCAAACUCUCUCACACUCUCUCAAACUCUCUCUCUCUCUCUCUCUCUCAAACUCUCUCAAACUCUCUCAAACUCUCUCAAACUCUCUCAAACUCUCUCUCUCUCUUUCUCUUCUCUCUCACAACAAACUGCGAGACUUGCCGACUUUGUUGCGGCACACAGGAUGGCAGUGCCCAAAGUGGACGUGCUGGAGCACGAUCUCACUGAUGACUACGAAGUCGAAUGGGACGUGCCUCUGGGCACCGGCAUCAAUGGCGCUGUCUAUCGUUGUUUGCGCCGCGCAGACCAAAGCCCCUUUGCCCUCAAGCUUCUACCGGAUACAGACGAGGGUUGGCGCGAGGCGAGCAUUCAGCGCUUGUUGAGUGGUCAUCCCAACAUCGUUACCCUUGAGGCUGUCUACCUCAACCACAUUGCUAGUCCAGAAACGGGCGUGUUCAAGUCCCAGUUGGUCAUGAUCAUGGAAAUGUGCGAUGGUGGCGAGCUCUUUGACCGAAUUACGGCACAAAAGACCUUUUCCGAGAAGGAAGCCAGCAUCAUCAUGCGCCAGAUUGCCGAUGUGAUUUAUCAUCUGCAUUCGCAAAACAUUUCACACCGAGAUAUCAAGCCCGAAAACUUUUUGUUCGACAGCAAGCUGCCCAAUGCCCGGCUCAAGCUUUGUGACUUUGGCUUUUCCAAGGUGGACGAACGGUUGACCACACCCGUGUUCUCGACAUUUUAUGUCUCCCCCCAGGUGCUCGAAGCACACGUCAAUCAACGCAAGAAGCGACUGGGGCUCCUGCCCAAGGAAUACUGCACCGUCUAUGAUAAAGCAUGUGACAUGUGGAGCAUUGGCGUUGUUCUCUUCAUCCUUUUGGGUGGAUACCCACCUUUCCGCUCCGAGGUACCGGGGGUGGCCAUGACCACGCGCAUGAAGCAGCGCAUCCGAUCCGGCACCUACACUUUUCACGAAAAGUAUUGGGCUAACAUCUCACCGGAUGCCAAGGAUCUGGUGGCCGCCCUGCUUGAAGUAGACCCCUUGCGCCGGCUGAAUGCUCAGCAGCUUCGCCAACACGUCUGGGUCAGCGGCAACGAUGUACCGGCGACGCCUCUGUCCACGCCGCACACGCUCAAGGCCCAGGAGCGCUCUGAACGCGCCUCAGACACGGAGGCACUCAAUCAGGAGCUGAGUGAGAUGCGUCUCAAGCCCACCCCGGCACUGCAACCCGUCGAGCACCUUCAAGCCAGCAAUGUUUUGUUGGCCCGUCGCCAACAGCGCGAAGCCAGCCAGGCUGCGAGUUCGCUGACUCACCAACAUCAAAAAAUGCAACAGAACGACCCAAACACACAGUAA